AUGGAAUCCGCCCUCCCAAUUCCCAACCUGAACUUUCAGGACCUGACAUCCGGCCUCGCCACUCCACAAGGCCAACGUCAGUUCCUUAAUGCUAUAGCUUGGAUUGUGGGUAUCUAUGUCUUCAGCAAACUGAUGUCAAUGGGUCGACGGGCCAAGAACCUUCCUCCCGGUCCAUCCACUCUCCCGAUUCUUGGAAAUAUCCACCAGAUUCCCAUCACGGGACUACAUGCCAAGUUCCUGCAAUGGGGCGAGCAAUAUGGGGGCAUCUUUUCUCUCAAGAUAGCUUCGAGUACUAUGAUCGUCCUGUUUGAUCGCAAGGCCGUUCAUGAUCUCGUCGAUAAGAAAGGAGUCAUUUAUUCAGAGCGUCCGCCGAACCAUGUUGCCGAUAUUGUUACUCAUGGCGAUAGCUUCGCGUUUAUGAACAACACUCCGUUAUAUCGCGAGCAGAGAAAGGUCGCUUCGCAUAAUCUCUCGCCUCGUAUCCUGGAUGAAAAGGUUGGACACAUCCAGGACGCAGAAAUCACUAUUCUUCUUCGCGAUAUUCUCACCACCCCCAAAGACUUCUACCAUCAUGUCAUGCGCACUACCUGUUCGGUUGCCUGCAUCAUGGUCUGGGGGCAGCGAGGUGCUACUUAUAACUCUUUCUUUGGCCGUUACAGUGAAGCCCUCGAGCCAGGCGCUAACCCACCUGUCGACGAUUUUCCAUUCCUCAAGUAUCUCCCCGACUUCAUGAGCCCGUGGAGGACCCGCGCUCAACGGUCGUAUCAUGCGAUGGAUGAGACGUGGAAGAAGGCCAGAGCAUUAUCUGAUGCUAGAAGAGAUCGCGUUGGAUCCCGCAACUGCAUUGCUGACAAGAUGCUCGAAGAUACCAAGCUAACCGAAAAGAUGUCAGACCAACAAAUCAACCACUUCCUGGGGGUUUUGGUCGAGGGUGGAGCAGAUACUACGUCAUCCUCUAUCCUUACCAUGAUCCACUGCUUGUCAAGACAUCCUGAGCAUCAACGCCGAGCUCAGAGAGAGCUUGACGCUGUUUGUGGGACGAGCAGAAUGCCCGAGUGGAAGGACUUCAAGGAGUUGCCUUACAUCAACUGUAUUGUCAAGGAAGGUCUAAGAUGGCACCCAGUCCUACCUCUUGGAGUACCUCAUCGCGUAGCCAAAGAUGACUGGUACAACGGAAUGCUCAUCCCCAAAGAUGCUACCGUGAUCAUCCCCUCAUACGCAAUCCAUCGAUCGGAGCAAAUGAAGUACAAAAACCCGGAUACCUUCGACCCAAGUCGCUACGUCAACCACCCACGACUGGCAAGUGACUAUGCAGGAAGUCCCGACUUCAACAACCGAGACCACUACGGCUACGGUGCAGGCCGCCGCAUUUGCCCUGGCAUGCAUCUAGCAGAGCGAACACAAUGGCGAGCCAUUGCCAAGAUCCUCUGGGCAUUUGAUAUAGAGCUUGCCGUCGAUCCCGCAACGGGGCAGAAAAUUGUACCUGAUCCUGAGGCUUUCAAGGAAGGAAUUGCGCAUGGGCCCAAGCCGUUCAAGGUUGUGUUUAAACCGCGCAGUCAAGCACAUAUCGAUACUAUCUUGCGAGAAGCGGAGCAAAGCCUUGAUGAGGUGGCUAAAUGGGACUGA
Molecule: messenger RNA, 1626 nt
Organism: Fusarium musae
Lineage: Eukaryota; Fungi; Ascomycota; Sordariomycetes; Hypocreales; Nectriaceae
Exons: 7
Coding region: 1-1626 (541 amino acids)
Molecular function (GO): monooxygenase activity; iron ion binding; oxidoreductase activity, acting on paired donors, with incorporation or reduction of molecular oxygen
Source: RefSeq, a predicted model, not a curated record